GAACGCAAGCACGGUGCACCCUCCUUCCACCUCACACAGCUCCUAACGGGGCACGGCUGCUUCGGCUGGUACCUGUGUGAGAGGGUGGGAAGAGAGCCGACGACAGCGUGCCACCACUGUGAUGGAGGAGCCGUGGACACGGCUCAGCACACGCGCGAGGUAUGCCCUGCAUGGGCAGAGCCUCGCGCUGCGCUGUCCGCGGCUGUGGGAGGAGACCUCUCACUGCCGGCGCUAAUACGCCGUAUGAUCAGCAGUGAGGAGGCAUGGGCGGCAGUGGCUUCCUUUAGCGUCACUGUUCUAACGCAAAAGGAAGCGGCAGAGCGAUCGCGCGAGGACGACGCGAACUCGCUCCCUCAGCGCCGAAGGAGACCAGGUAGGCGGCGAAGAGCCUUCGCAUCAAGGAUAAUGCCGCCUUAACGGGACCCAGCGGGUGAUGGGUCGGGAGUUCCAUCACCCGCAUGAACAGGUUCGAGCUGGAAGGCCCUCGAGUGUUCCGAG
Messenger RNA from Cydia strobilella, 498 nucleotides. RefSeq lists its product as uncharacterized. The transcript has a single exon. The annotation marks the transcript as partial. NCBI's taxonomy places the organism in Eukaryota, Metazoa, Arthropoda, Insecta, Lepidoptera, Tortricidae. The record is from RefSeq and is a predicted model, not a curated record.